CGUGUCAAUUUUGACGUUUCUGUAAUACGAAAUGUUAUUUUCCUAUAGCAACCCUUUUAGUACGUGUCCAGCAAAAAUUAUAUUUUUUUAAUUUCGAAAAAAUUACAACAAUAUAACACGCCACAAUAGUACUUGACAGUUUUUAGUUUAGAAUGAUUAGAAAAUAUUAAACAUGUAUUUUUUAAUUAGUUGCUAUGGCACGAGAUAGAGUGGGAAAUUUAAAACAUCGAAAAAUAAACAAUGACCAAUUGAAAAAGGGCAAAAGAAUGGUUGAGGACGAUCAUGACUUCGAGGAAGAUGAUAUUGACAUAUCAUCAGACACCCGAGUGUUGCUAAACCGAGAGGAAAGCGAUAAGACUGACAUAACUAUUGUACAAAAAGAGCCAUUAUGGGUGACUGCAGUACAAAUGUUUAUACCAUUCUUGCUGGCUGGCUUCGGAAUGGUGGCGGCGAGUUUGUUACUUGAUCAAGUUCAGCACUGGCCCGUAUAUCAAAAGGUGACUGAGGUUUAUAUUCUAGUCCCGGCGUUGUUGGGUUUGAAGGGGAAUUUAGAGAUGACUUUGGCUUCAAGACUGUCAACACAUGCAAAUCUGGGACACCUGGAUUCAAGAAAACAGCAGAUUAGUUUGAUUACAGGGAAUUUGGCUUUAAUAUUGUGCCAGGCGACAGUCGUUGGGUUCUUGGCUUCAGUAGCUGCUGUGAUAUUUGGUUGGGUUCCAACUGGAGUUAUUAACUUGAAACAUGCUCUUUUAUUAUGUGCCAGUAGUGUAGUAACAGCUUUUGGUGCCAGUUUUAUACUAGGUUUAGUUAUGGUUGGUGUUAUUAUGAUUUCACGGCACUUUAACAUUAAUCCUGAUAAUGUAGCUACUCCAAUAGCAGCUAGUUUAGGUGAUCUAACAACACUAGCAUGCUUAUCUUGGUUGGCCUCUAUAUUUUAUCACACCAUGGAUACAUAUCCAUGGCUGACUACUGUUUUCAUCAUUUUUACCUUGAUUUUAGUUCCUGUUUGGGCCUGGAUUGCCAGUAAAAACCAAUACACUCACACUGUUCUAUUCUCUGGUUGGAGUCCUGUCGUGACUGCUAUGAUCAUCAGUAGCAUAGGAGGUUUAAUUUUGGACUUUACUGUCUCCCAAUACAAAGGAGUUGCCGUUUUUCAACUAGUCAUUAACGGAGUCGGUGGUAAUCUAGUGGCCGUACAAGCUAGUAGAAUAUCAACUGAGCUACACAGCAUGUCGCGCCCAGGUCACCUACCAUCUCACAUGCAAGUUUGCAUAAGUCCGUGUUCAGCAUUUUGUGAUAGCAAAGAGACUAGUCAUGCAGGUACAGCAAAAAUGCUGAUGCUGAUGGUUAUACCAGGACACCUCAUAUUUUCCUACACAAUCAGCUACCUUCAGGCUGGCCAUACGUCUUUCACGUUUAUCUUCAUGGUCGUUUAUCUGACUUGCGCUUUACUCCAAGUCAUUCUUCUCUUAUACAUUGCCCAGGUCAUGACUCUGAGCAUGUGGAAACACGAAAUUGACCCUGAUAACUCGGCUAUACCUUAUUUAACAGCAUUGGGAGAUUUAUUGGGGACACUACUUCUGGGUAUUGCGUUUCAAUUUUUGUAUCUUAUUGGAGAUAGAGACAGUGAUGUCGGGGAUUAAUUAUUUCACUUAAUAAUUUUGUAAUGUAUUAUUAUUAUUAUUCCUAAAAAUUUAUUAAAUUUCAGUAUUUUUUAUUGUAAAUUUGUUUAAAUUGAUUCGUAAGGAUUAUACAUAUGUAUACAGUUAUGUUAUAAAGAUAUAUAAAUUUCAAAAUCUAUACAAGGUGCUAUAUUGUUGUAUAUAAACUAUUUAAUAGACUUUUUUAAUAUU
Messenger RNA from Aethina tumida (small hive beetle), 1853 nucleotides. Its product is annotated as solute carrier family 41 member 1. Bases 195 to 1643 code for a protein of 482 amino acids. Gene Ontology annotation, biological process: monoatomic cation transport. Gene Ontology annotation, cellular component: plasma membrane. Gene Ontology annotation, molecular function: monoatomic cation transmembrane transporter activity. NCBI's taxonomy places the organism in Eukaryota, Metazoa, Arthropoda, Insecta, Coleoptera, Nitidulidae. The record is from RefSeq and is a predicted model, not a curated record. The transcript is spliced from 2 exons.